AUGUGGAAGACUCGAUUUGAAGUAACCACUUCUUCAGGUGAAAGUUUGAAUCAUCAUCGUACAUUUACUACUCCAUCGACAACAAUGCACCAUUACUGUUCAUGGUCAUUACAGAAACUAGCUCACGUUCGAGAUGAGUCACCAUACGGUCUUAUUCGUUCAUUUUCAUCAUCAUCAAUACCAAAUCUUGAAAUACUUACUGAGGAGGAUGAAAAUAUGUCGUGUUCAAAUCUAACAUAUCAUGAUCAAACAAGUUUAGUAUCAAAAAAAUUACGUAAACAAAAUUCAAAGCAAGCUUUUAUUAGACAACAAUUAGUUCUGCCAACAAUCAUCGAGUCGAACGAUCAUGAUGCAAUUUCGGAUAGUCAAUCAUAUAAUGACGAUGAAGAUAUUACUGUGAACGAACUGAUUAAUGAUAGACAUAAUGAAUAUAUUUUUAAAUCUACACCAAAAGAUUCAUUUGGAGCAACAAAUACAAAUUAUAAUCUAGUUAUACAAAAUGACAUUGAAAGAAAAGAAGAAACAAUAAAUACAACUAUAAAUCAUGACACAGCUGAAUUGACAUUUGAUACGCAAAUUCAUGAAAUUUUACAACGAAAAACUUCGAAGUUGAAUAAAUCAUUGUCUUCAUCAGCAGACGUUGACAAAAAUAAGAUCUUCAUACCAACUACAUUCAAAGAUAUUAGUGCAUUUUUUGAAACGAAAUCAUUAAUAGCUAAUAAAACUGAUGCAUCUAAACAAAAGAAAAUUGUGCGAGCCAAACGACAACUGUCAGCAAAGUCUUAUAUGCAUACAAACAAUCAUAAUUUGCCAAAGAUAGAAAUCAUUUCAUUGAGUGAACCAGAAUCAACUUUUUUUCGUCAUCAAAUCAAACGAUUAAAGAAAACAUCGAACUGCGAAUUUGAACCGAUUACUGAACAACAAAAAAUAGUUAAACAUAUUGCUACUAGACAAUUAAUUAGUUUUGAUAAAAGUAUCAAAAAAAUUGAACAUGAAAAUCAAGCAAAACAAUUACCCAUACUGAUGAAUAACAAGUUGCCGAUGAACAGUCUUAUAAAUCAAUGUUUUUUCGUUUUAUUUCUUACUAUUACUAUACUUUUAUAUUUAUAUUUUUCUAAUUUAACAAACAAUUCGAAAUAUACCCAUGUGUCAAACCCAAUAGUUCAUCUUCAAAACUAUCCAUUCAAGUUUUCUCCUCGACAAUCUCAAAAGUCUAUUGAAUCAAUCAAUAAAAAUGUUAUUUCUCGAUACGGACAAAUGGUACGAAAUUUUUUUUUUUCUAUCGAUAAGUACGAAUAUAAAAAUAAUAUUUUUUAUGUAAUAACUUCGACCUAUGAACAUAUAUACGAUUAUUUUGUACAUUUAUUUAUGUAA
This is a messenger RNA of Rotaria socialis, 1374 nucleotides long. The record is from the annotation of a GenBank genome assembly. Lineage: Eukaryota; Metazoa; Rotifera; Eurotatoria; Philodinida; Philodinidae.